This is a messenger RNA of Funneliformis geosporum, 153 nucleotides long. NCBI's taxonomy places the organism in Eukaryota, Fungi, Glomeromycota, Glomeromycetes, Glomerales, Glomeraceae. The record is from the annotation of a GenBank genome assembly.
AUGCCUCUCGGAAACGACUUAAUUCCUUCUAUUGGUCAAGCUGCCGCAUCUUCUUUUGCCGCCGCUGGCGGAUCUUCUCUUCCUCCUCCUGUUGUAGCUGUUGGCGGAACAAUCAUUCUUGUUGCUAAACUCCUUGAUAUUGCUUUUAAUGGA